Messenger RNA from Stereum hirsutum FP-91666 SS1, 972 nucleotides. RefSeq lists its product as uncharacterized. Bases 1 to 972 code for a protein of 323 amino acids. The record is from RefSeq and is a predicted model, not a curated record. NCBI's taxonomy places the organism in Eukaryota, Fungi, Basidiomycota, Agaricomycetes, Russulales, Stereaceae. The transcript has a single exon.
AUGUUUACCAACCCAUUCGACACUUCCCCCGUUUCCUCUACCAUCACAUCCAUGCCAGGGCCACAUGAUUCCGGCAGCAUUUCUUCCCAGAUCUCCUCGCCCUCCAUCACUUCCAGCGGUGGGCCGAAUAAACCCCACCCUCGACGUCUUUCGUUGACCAUCCCUCCUAUUCCUCACACCACCGAUCAUGGUCGACGCCUCUCAACUGUAUCCACUCCUCUCAGAGAACACGCACCCACCACUCCUCACGAGUGGGAUCCUCCUACGCCCGGACCGUUCUCACCCAGACCAAACGCUAGGGUCGCUCAGGGCAUUCUUCGGAAUUCGAAGCCUCACAGCGAUACCUAUUACGCCACACUCCCGAAACGGGAAUCCGCUCCAGAGCAUUCCAUCGCCAUGAACCUUCCUUCCUCUCGAGAGCACCACACCACGGAUCGUCCGCGAUUCUACUCUCUUCCAGCGGGGCUGGCUAGGAAACAGGCAAAGCUGAGCCCAGAAUUCCCUCAAGUCGACUUGAACACAAUCAACACUUCUCGUCCUCGCCGCUACAGCCUAGCGCAGGGUCCUCCUAUCUCAGACGACUAUUUCCAUCACCUCGCAGGUAGCCCUGCAAAUCUUGCCUCCGCUCCAGAUACGCCUCCGGAGCACAUCGACUCUCCCUUCCCAUCGCCGCCGAUCAACGCGGACGACUCACAUGCUGGAGUCAACCGGGAGGGCCGAUGGGUUUCACUCCCCAGCACUGGUCCGAAAAUUCGGGUCCACACUCCCCUCGCGAAAUCACCCAAUGCUAAAUCGAGCGUUCGGUUUCAGUCUUUCCGUUAUCAACUGAAGUUGGACACGAUUGGGCUCGGAGGUGCAGGCUCUAAGUCAAGUUUCUUAGAAGGAAGGAGGCAUAGUAGCGUGGCGGUGACGAGUGCGGCUCGUGUAGCCACACCGCCUCUCAGCCGGACAGCGUCUGGAGUCGUAGCAUGA